AUGCCUUCCAACACUUUCUCCAUCUCGGCCGCUCUGUGCCUCGCUCUGGCCAUUGGUCCCGCUUCCGUCGUUGCUGCUCCCCAGCUGAACGGCCUUCCUCUCCUUGGUGGUGACAACACCAACGCUGCCCCCGCCAAUGGCAACAGCGAGCAAGACGCUGGUGCCGGCUACGACGUCGGUAUCCCCGGUGGCCCCGGAGUCCACUACGGCGCUGGUGUCCACAGCGAGCACCACGGCCCCUGCGGCCCCGGCCCUAGCGGCGAGAAGGACGCCGGCGCCGGUUUCGCCGUUGGCAUUCCCGGCGGCCCUGGAGUUCGCUUCGGUGCCGGUACCCAUGACCAGUACGAGGCCGUGCCGUGCCCAGAGCCCAUCGCUGAGCCCACCACUACCACCUACGUUCAAGUGAUGAUCCCUCCUACCUACACCACUCCCAUCGUGAUCCCUACGGCCACCCCUGCUCCGGCCUACGUGCCUCCGACUGUCGUUCCUGUCCAAUCGAAGCCCCUGAUCCCCCACCCUGCGCCUGCGCCUACGGCUUCGGCUAUGCCCUCGCCUUCGCCUUCCGCUAAGCCGGUUUUCAACGCCGGCUCAGCUCUGGCCCCGAGCUCGCUCGUGGCCGUUGCUCUUCCUAUCAUCCUCGGCAUUUUCUACUAG
Messenger RNA from Penicillium cinerascens, 654 nucleotides. Its product is annotated as putative cell wall protein. NCBI's taxonomy places the organism in Eukaryota, Fungi, Ascomycota, Eurotiomycetes, Eurotiales, Aspergillaceae. The record is from RefSeq and is a predicted model, not a curated record. Bases 1 to 654 code for a protein of 217 amino acids. The transcript has 2 exons.